AUGGAUAAACAUCGUUCACUUCUGCAGCUGAGAGCAAGUUUCACCUCUUCUUCACAGCCGAUUCGACCAUAUUCUCUGCUGACGAAUACUGAGGACUACAAUUACCUGCCCAAACCUAUGGAUCUUCGCCCGUCUCGACUCCUGCGUAUUCUAGGCUUAUCUUUCAAACCGUUCUGGAUGUCCGUACAACGACCUUCUGAAGUUUCUGGUCUUCUGGCGCUUAAGAUAGGAAGUUACCAUAACGGUGACAACCUGAUUGAGGCUGCGGCACACUACCGACAGAAGAUAGAAAAAGAAGCCGCGAAAUUGGACCUUGGUUUUAUGACUUCGGAUGUUGCCAGUUCAGUCCGGGACUGGUUGGUGCGCUCUGUCUCAUGCGGCCUACAAUACAAGUGGACGGAUUUGGGUCCAGUCUUUUGGCCACGCUGGCUGCGCCAAACUGACUGCGAAAAAUCAGACGUGAUGCAGAGUUGUUCGUUUCCCAUCGGGAUGCAAUGCCUGAGGGCUCAGAUAAGUCACAUAACGAUCCUGGCUUGGCACUGUUGGGAAAAUGAUGAGAGACGUAAUGGCUCUAAGAGUGGGCCUGAAAUUAGCGUUGAGGUAGAAACAGGUGAAGCGAUUAAAAAGUGUACAUGGAGGCAAGUGCCAUAUCCUGUGGUUACAGCAUGUAAAUGUUCGUGCACUUAAACGUCUCGUCAGUUUCUCUGAAUCUUCGAUCCUCUCAAAGAACUGUGAUUCUGUCUGCAUGGUUUUCUUAUUACUGCAUUGCGUUUAUUGUGCUGAUGGGAAAAAAAGUCAAUUGGUUGUCUUUCUUGGCAAUUUUUCUUAAAUAACUCAUGGGAUUUAAUGUUCUUUGCAAUGACUGUAAAUACCUGGACUGUGGCCCAAAAUAAA
This is a messenger RNA of Lampris incognitus (smalleye Pacific opah), 894 nucleotides long. Its product is annotated as noggin-2-like. Gene Ontology annotation, biological process: osteoblast differentiation; negative regulation of BMP signaling pathway; dorsal/ventral pattern formation. The transcript is spliced from 2 exons. The coding region runs from base 1 to 687 and encodes 228 amino acids. The record is from RefSeq and is a predicted model, not a curated record. Lineage: Eukaryota; Metazoa; Chordata; Actinopteri; Lampriformes; Lampridae.